CUGCGUGAAAAAGUUUCCAGUCUAAGACGUUUGCAAGCCGUACUACAUAUUCAAAACCGAAUUCUAAAUUAAAUUCUGUGGUCUCUUUAAAUCAUUUUUGCGUGGUUUACCGUCGCUUUGUUCUGCGGGUAAACAGGGCCGCCGUUUGUUGGAGGGGUUUGUUUCCCUGUGAUGGAGGAACAGCGGAGUCCGAGCUCUGCUUUGGAUGGAGGAGAACAGUCAGUGAAGGAGGAGGAGGUGGAAGAGGAGAACCCGAAAGAUAUGGCAGUCCCAGAUGAAGAAGAGGAAGAUGAGGAGGCUCUUCCUCAUUCAGAAAUUCUGGACAUUUUCGAGGAGGGACUUGCUCAACUUGUGCAGGACCCGUUACUUUGUGAUCUGCCAAUUCAGGUGACUCUGGAGGAGGUGAAUUCUCAGAUUGCUUUGGAGUAUGGCCAGGCGAUGACCGUGAGGGUUUUAAAGGCAGAUGGUGAAAUAAUGCCCAUAGUGGUGGUGCAAAAUGCUACUGUCCUUGAUUUGAAGAAGGCCAUUCGCAGAUUUAUGGAGCUGAAACAGCAACGGGAAGGAGGAGUGGAACACGUUAGCUGGAGAUAUGUUUGGAGAACGUAUCAUUUAGUAUUUCAGGGUGAGAAGCUUGACGAUGACAGGAUGAGGCUUAGAGACUAUGGGAUCAGGAACAGAGAUGAGGUGACGUUCAUGAAGAGACUCAGGAAAAAGUGAAGUGCUGGAGCCAAUAUUUGCCUAAUCCGGAAUAAAAACAAAAACAAACACAUUUUCCUGCAGUGUGCACCAGUACUGGCUGUCUCUUAGAUUUGAGAUAACUUUGACAUGGUAAUCAAAGUUGUUUUAUUUUACUGGUUGUUUGUUCAGGAUAGUUGUGUCAUCGAUAUCUCUCUGCACAGAUAUCUGUUCUGAAACACUGGUUACAAACUGUGCUGCCUCUCAAAGAGGCUACUUGUAAAUAAAAUACCUGGACUGUGUCCCCUUUAACUCCCAAUGUGCAGUGACUUUUGUAUAACUGUCUGAAAAUCAUUAAACAGAUUACAGUAUUUUAA
This is a messenger RNA of Stegastes partitus (bicolor damselfish), 1052 nucleotides long. It is a transcript of the gene snrnp25, whose product is annotated as small nuclear ribonucleoprotein 25. Gene Ontology annotation, molecular function: protein binding. The transcript has 5 exons. Bases 172 to 717 code for a protein of 181 amino acids. Gene Ontology annotation, cellular component: U12-type spliceosomal complex. NCBI's taxonomy places the organism in Eukaryota, Metazoa, Chordata, Actinopteri, Pomacentridae. Gene Ontology annotation, biological process: mRNA splicing, via spliceosome. The record is from RefSeq and is a predicted model, not a curated record.